UAAUCUUGCAAUAAGUUAAUUAAAAACAAGUCUUCGUGACGACGACAUGUCUGAAAUUUUUCUCUUUAACAUAUUUGUCUCUCAUAUUCGUCUUCAUUCAAAUAUUGUCAAUGAUGCCGGAGAGACAAUAUUUUUAGUUAAAAUAUAUUUUAAAAAUUUACCGACAAUUAUAAUUAGAGAUAAUUGUUUGCGAGGGAAAAUUUUGCCCGUUGACAAUUUUUAUGAAUUUAUUUUCAAUGCAGGAGAAUUUCAAUAUUUUGCCAAAAAAAUCAAUGAAUUAAUUACAAUUUUAAAGGAAUAUCCAUUGAAAAUUGGUAUUUACAGAGAGGGCGAUUCUUUUCCAUUGUGUCAAGUUGAAAUUCCAUUUUUUGGCUGUGCUUGCAGUUUGAUAUCGAGUGAUUCAAAAAAAAAUCUUUCAAAAAACUUUACAAUCGAUGGUGAAUUUAAUCUUUUGGAUCCUGGCGAAAAUCCUUCAGGAAAAAUCUCUAUAAAAGCAACUCUUGUUAAUUGUGGCAGAUCCGUUAGUUCAUAUUAUCGACCACAAGCACAGUCGUUUAUAAUUAAAAAAUAUCAUCUAGGAACUGAAUACGAAUUUUUUCAAGUAUCUAACAAUAAUUCAAAAAUUAUUUCACAAAAAUUAUCAGAAAUCAAUUUAUCAUCAAACUAUCAACAAUUUUAUGAUAAUUUUAUUAAAAAUUUAAUUAUCAUUUCACCAAGUUCUCGAUAUUUAUCAAAAGAGGAAAAAUCCACAAAAACAGCUCACAUUUCCAAUGAUAGAGGAAAAAAGAAAAAAUCUACUAAAAAGAAGCAGAAAAAAAAUAAGUGAUAAAAUAAUUUAUAUGAAUAUUUUUUUAAAAUUAUGUAAAUAAAUAAUUUCCCGCUGAUCAAUAUAGUAAGAAUAUUUCUUA
Molecule: messenger RNA, 908 nt
Organism: Leptopilina boulardi
Lineage: Eukaryota; Metazoa; Arthropoda; Insecta; Hymenoptera; Figitidae
Exons: 3
Coding region: 47-826 (259 amino acids)
Source: RefSeq, a predicted model, not a curated record